GAUGUUAAGAAUACGAAAGGUUCUUCCUGUCGCUUGUUGUAAACACGUGUGCAAGUGGACCACAUAACUAAUCCAAGAAUAUCUCCAAAUCUGUCAAAAUGCCUAAAGUAAAAGCAGAGAAAAAAUCUCGACAGCAUCAGGAGGUGAAAAGCCAAGGUAUUAUGUUCAAUACUGGCAUUGGCCAACACAUCCUGAAAAAUCCUCUGGUUGUCAACGGUAUCAUUGAAAAGGCUGCGCUUAGACCGACAGAUGUGGUGCUGGAAGUUGGACCUGGAACUGGUAACAUGACCGUGAAACUCCUGGAAAAGGCAAAAAAGGUUGUAGCCUGUGAGUUGGACACUAGGUUGGUUGCGGAACUUCAGAAGAGAGUACAGUGCACACCAAUGCAGACAAAGCUACAGAUCUUGAUUGGAGAUGUCCUGAAAACAGAACUGCCCUUUUUUGACGUCUGUGUUGCCAACUUGCCCUACCAGAUUUCAUCUCCUUUUGUGUUCAAGUUACUGCUUCACCGGCCUUUCUUUAGGUGUGCAGUCCUGAUGUUCCAGAGGGAAUUUGCCAUGCGACUGGUGGCCAAGCCCGGUGACAAGCUGUACUGCAGGCUUUCCAUAAACACACAGCUGCUCUCACGAGUAGAUCAUCUCAUGAAGGUGGGAAAAAAUAACUUCCGUCCACCCCCUAAAGUGGAAUCCAGUGUGGUUAGAAUAGAGCCAAAGAAUCCUCCACCUCCAAUUAAUUUCCAGGAGUGGGACGGUUUGGUUAGAAUCGCAUUUGUUAGAAAGAACAAGACACUCAAUGCAGCCUUCAAGUCCACAGCAGUGGAACAGCUACUGGAGAAGAACUACAGAAUCCACUGUUCUUUGCACAACAUUGACAUCCCACAAGACUUCAGUAUCACAGCCAAAAUUGAAAGCGUUCUCCAAGAGGCAGGAUUCAGUGAAAAGCGGGCUCGUUCCAUGGACAUAGAUGAUUUCAUGGUACUUCUCCAUGCCUUCAACUCUGCUGGGAUCCACUUCUCAUAACCCUGAAGGAGCAACCCCUGGAUUGUAUCAAAACAGCCUUCAGUGAGGAGAAUAACACAGAGGACCCCUAAACUGAUGAAAACGGCUGUGAGCCAAUAGUGGUACUUCAUUUGAGAGACCAUCUUCAGAUUCUGAACUGCCGCUGCUGUGUAAAAUGAACAUUGCAUCAAAACCGGCACACAGAUUUCUAUAGCGUUGCAAAUAUCACAAACUAUGUCAGGGGGAAGAGCAAUAAGACUGUUUUAAUGUGUGUAAAAUAAGCAGUUACAUAAUUUAUGGAUGUACGAUGUGUUGCUUGACCCUUGACUACACAUCUGUUCUAUAUGUCUUUGUAAAUACCUUAACCUAACUAAAACUAAGAAAUCCAACUUAAAAAAUCAAAAGGAAUCAUCUCCACCUAUUAACUCAAAAACUGUCCUGAAAUCACAAGAAAUCCCUAAUAAUGCUUAAAAACUGUCUUGAAAGGACUGACCAACAGUCCAGCUGUGGUUUUAUUUCUGACCUUUGCGGUCACCUUCACAGGGCUUCAUCCUCUUGCCCUUUUCCUCCUUGGUUCUCAGUGUCCUUGUGGCUGCCCUGUCCCUGGCUAAGAGCUGCUGCUUUGUGUCUGGCCCUGGCUCAUGGCUCUGACUACUGCUCUGGUUCUGGCUCUGCGGGCCUGGGUCACCUGUCUCCCAGUCGGCCUCGUACGUGCGACAGAUUCUCGCUAGGCCUUAGAGAGAGAGAGGAGACAAAGGAGAUUGUUAAUCCGCUUGGUACUGUAAGAACAGGGACUAAAUGGAAGGUGGGUAAUCAGAUUGGGUUUUCCCCUUUACACACAAAAGACUGCUCCUACUGCUGUGUUUCUAUCCUUAAUUUUAUGGAAUUUUGUAGCACUUAAGUACAUUAAUGUUUUCACUUUGGCUAGUGACAUACUUUAAUACAGUUUACCCCUAA
Alosa alosa (allis shad) is the source of this 1955-nucleotide messenger RNA. It is a transcript of the gene dimt1l, whose product is annotated as DIM1 dimethyladenosine transferase 1-like (S. cerevisiae). Gene Ontology annotation, molecular function: rRNA (adenine-N6,N6-)-dimethyltransferase activity. Gene Ontology annotation, biological process: rRNA methylation. Gene Ontology annotation, cellular component: mitochondrial matrix. The transcript has 12 exons. The record is from RefSeq and is a predicted model, not a curated record. Bases 99 to 1019 code for a protein of 306 amino acids. NCBI's taxonomy places the organism in Eukaryota, Metazoa, Chordata, Actinopteri, Clupeiformes, Clupeidae.